AACAACAUGGCUGCACCCUGCUGCACGAGCUGAUAACUGAGUUGUUUUCUAAAUAGUUUUCACCUUUGCAGCUAUGUUAAUUUUACUUUCAAUGAUUUCCCUUUUCGCGGGUUUCGCGUCUCCCUCGGACAUUAAAGACCCGGAAGAUGUCCAGAGUUCCGAACUGAACUGUUUGAUGUGGGUUUGGACCAAAAGGCUGUACGUUUAUUCAGCUGCUGCGCUGCUGUUUGGAGCCUGGUUUUUACUGCAGGUGGUUCACAAGAGAUGCGUCAGUAAGUCGAUCUGCGUCUUCCUCGUGGCCACCUACACCGACGGACGGCCCACAGACAACGCAGAGUGGUUCUGCAAGUGGCUGGAAGAGGCGUCCACCGACUUCAGAUACGGGAAGAGCUUCCUGGAAGGCCUCAGAUACGCCGUGUUCGGCCUGGGGGACUCCGUCUACGUGGGCCACUACAACACGGUGGGAACUAACGUGGACAAGUGGCUGUGGAUGCUGAGCGCCAGGCGCAUCAUGACCAGGACGCAGGGCGACUGCAACGUGGUGAGAAGUCGCCACGGCAGCGUCCAGGCCGACUUCCAGGCCUGGAAGGUGCGCUUCCUGAGCCGCCUCCAGGCUCUGGCGAGAGGAGAGAAGAAGAGCUGCGGCGGGAAAUGCAAGAAGGGAGGAUCCUGUGAGAAGAAGAAGAAACGCCAGGAGGAGGAGGAGAAAGCUUCGUCACAGAACGACUCAGAGGUGGAUUUGAUUGACACGAGCAGCGAUGAAGACGAGCCUGGCUCUGUGGAUGAGAGGAAAUCUGGUUCGGUGGUGGAUGUGGAGGAUCUGGGCGACAUCAUGAGCAGCGUCAAGAAGGCGAAGGCUCUUCUGCUGGUGGCUGGCAAACAGCUUAAUGGAGCAGAACUGCCACCAGCUGGUAAGGUGGACGAGGAGGAAGAGGAGGGUCAGACGGUGAAGCUGUCCAAAUUGAAUGGAGUGAGGAAGACUGAGGAUGAGGAGGACAGGAGAGAGAUGAUCACUCCUGCUCUGAGAGAAGCUCUGACCAAACAAGACAUCACACCAACCCGGUGGGCACAGAGUGGCGCUGGAAGAUGGACCCUGCUGAGAAAAUCCUGCAGGAUUCUUUAGAGAAACACCAGCAUAUGAUACGACAGUUCAAAGGCGUCCCCGGAGUAAAACCCGAUCGGUACGAGGAAGGUUUGGAGGUGAGACACUGUGCCCUCUCCUUAGUGGGAGAGCCAAUCAUGUAUCCUGAAAUCAAUGCCUUUAUCCGCCUCCUCCACCGCCAUCACAUCUCCAGUUUCCUCGUCACCAACGCUCAAUUCCCAGAGGAAAUCAGGAGCCUGGUGCCAGUGACUCAGCUGUACGUCAGUGUGGACGCCAGCACCAAAGAUAGUCUGAAGAAGAUCGACCGACCACUUUUCAAGGACUUCUGGCCUCGUUUCCUCGACAGCCUCAGAGCUCUGGGAGAGAAGAGGCAGAGAACGGUGUACAGGCUGACGCUCGUGAAGGCCUGGAACGUGGAGGAGAUGCAGGCCUACUCUGAGCUGAUCGCUUUGGGUCAGCCGGACUUCAUCGAAGUGAAGGGUGUGACUUACUGCGGGGAGAGCUCUGCCAGCAGCCUGACCAUGGCCAACGUUCCCUGGCACCAGGAGGUGGUCGCCUUCGUCCAGCAGCUGGCCGACAUGCUGCCUCAGUACGAGAUGGCCUGCGAGCACGAGCACUCCAACUGUCUGCUCAUCGCACACACCAAGUUCAGGGUGAACGGUGAGUGGUGGACCUGGAUCGACUACGAGCGGUUCCAGGAGCUGGUUCRGGCCCACGAGGACAGCGGGGGGCAGCGGAGCUUCUCAGCUCUGGACUACAUGGCCAAGACCCCCGGCUGGGCUCUGUUCGGGGCUCAGGAGCAGGGCUUCGACCCUGAAGACACGCGCUUCCAGCGACGCAACAAAACYAAAGACAUGUCAGGCUGCUGAAGGGUCGACACCAGGAAAAACACCUGGUUUCAUUUUUUAUGAAAAGUCUCUUUGUUCCGUUUUUAAGGAUUUUCUUUGAUUCUUUCUCAGGAUUGGGUUUUAAGUUUUCCUAUAUUUUCAGCUUCUGUAAAAUAAAAAAAAGAGCUACAUUUAGAAACAUUAAACAUAUUAUGGUGUCYUGAUCUAAACUAGUGAAUGGUGAAAGAAAAAAAGUUUAGGUUGAACAUAUUUAGACAAUUUCAGGCCUUUAAAUUCACCACUCAUCAGCUUUAAAUUUGAUUAAAUACUAAUAAAUAUAUAAAAUAUGAAUAUUAAAGUACACAGGAGGAGCAGAAUUGAAAAUUAAUCCCAUUCAUUGUAAGCGUUAUGUGCCAUGUCAUUAAAAUAUCUUUAUUAUUUUAGUAAAUCUUAUUUCUGUUUGUUUCUAAAUGAAUAAAUUGUGAAUAUUUUCAUUAGUUUUAGAAGAACAGUGUCAUCCUGUUGGACAGAAAACUGCUGUGGAUGUUUUUCACUGUAAUAAAUUUAUUUGAAUAGUU
This is a messenger RNA of Austrofundulus limnaeus, 2507 nucleotides long. RefSeq names its product tRNA-yW synthesizing protein 1 homolog (S. cerevisiae) (gene tyw1). Gene Ontology annotation, biological process: wybutosine biosynthetic process. Lineage: Eukaryota; Metazoa; Chordata; Actinopteri; Cyprinodontiformes; Rivulidae. The record is from RefSeq and is a predicted model, not a curated record. Gene Ontology annotation, molecular function: 4 iron, 4 sulfur cluster binding; FMN binding; catalytic activity.